AUGUCGAUGGGUGCUUCACGAAGGGGUGCUCCCCGGAAGAAGCUGACAUAUGAUAAACCAGGCUUGACCGAGGAUGAGAUCGAUGAGAUCAAAGAAGCCUUUAAUCUCUUUGACACCGAUGGUUCGGGAACCAUAGACCCGGGCGAGCUCAAAGCAGCUAUGAGAUCGCUGGGCUUUGAGACCAAGAACCCAACCAUCUUUCAGAUGAUCGCCGACCUGGAUCAAGAUGGAACAGCCAUCGGAUUCGACGAUUUCUUGGAUGCCAUCACAGCAAAGCUGGGCGACAAGGAGACGCGCGAUGGCAUACACAAAAUCUUUAAUCUGUUCGACGAUGACAAAACUGGGACGAUCACCCUGAAGAACCUCAAACGAGUUUCAAAAGAGCUCGGCGAAACCAUGACAGAAGAGGAGCUCCGAGAAAUGAUUGAAAGAGCUGACGCUGAUGGAGAUGGUGCCAUAACCCCUGAGGACUUCUACAACAUCAUGACGAAGAAGACCUUUCCAUAG
This is a messenger RNA of Symbiodinium sp. CCMP2456, 507 nucleotides long. NCBI's taxonomy places the organism in Eukaryota, Dinophyceae, Suessiales, Symbiodiniaceae. The record is from the annotation of a GenBank genome assembly.